Molecule: messenger RNA, 2277 nt
Organism: Insectozyma verbasci
Lineage: Eukaryota; Fungi; Ascomycota; Pichiomycetes; Serinales; Debaryomycetaceae
Source: the annotation of a GenBank genome assembly
AUGUUUAAGUUAUCUAAGAAAAAUACAAAAUCUAGUAUAGUGGAAGAAUCAAAAAGUACAGAUCCAAUAGAUAAAAUACAUGAGAUUGAUGUUAAAGAAGAAUUAGAGCAUACAACUGAUAUAGAAUCAGCUGCAUCUUCACUACCUCCAGAUAUAGAGGAAUUACCUAGAGUUGUCAGAGAAGUUGUUGAUUUUGAUGAUGAUGCAAAUACACCUUUAUUAACAUUCAGAUAUUUUUUACUUUCAAUCAUAUUUAUACCACCAGGAGCAUUCAUAGAUACAUUCACUUCAUUUCGUACUACAUCAGCUGCAUAUUCCAUAUUUUUCGUUCAAUUAGCUUCUCAUUGGCUUGGUAUGUGGUUAGCUAAAGUAUUACCGGAUAAGAAAAUUGGUUUUGGCAAAUUCAAGUUUAGUCUAAAUCCUGGUCCAUGGUCAAUUAAAGAAACUGUAUUGGUCACAAUAACAGCAAGUAGUGGUGCAACAGGAAGUUUAGCGACAAACUGUAUUGCUUUGGCUGAAGUUUACUAUGACACAACGAUUAGCCCAGCAGUUUGUAUAUUUUUCAUGUGGGCAAUCGUAUUUCUUGGUUAUAGUUACAGUGGUAUUUCACGAAACUUUUUAAUUAAUGAUCCACAAUUUAUUUGGCCCCAAGCAUUAAUGCAAACAACUUUAUUCCAAAAUCAGAAAAAGAGUCAUGGUUCAAUGCAAGUUUUUUUCGUCGUAUUAAUUGGUGUUUGCUUUUGGACUUUUUUACCCGAAUAUGUAUUUCCAAUGACAUCUUCAUUAGCUUUACUAUGUUGGUGUGCUCCAGAAAAUUAUACUGCAAAUUUUAUUGGUAGUGGUUUGGGUGGUAUGGGUUUUUUGAAUAUUAGUUUGGAUUGGUCUAAUAUUACUUCAUCAAUAAUGUUGUCGCCUUAUUGGGUGCAUGUUGUUCAAUUCUUAGCUUUUAUUUUAGGUGCUUGGAUUUUGAUUCCAGCAACUAAAUGGGGUAAUUUAGGUAACUUUCAGUAUGGAUUAAUGUCAAACAAUUUAUUUAUGUCAAAUGGUACAAAAUAUCCAACAACUGCUUUAUUAACGCCAGAUCAUCAGCUAAACAUGACAGCCUAUAAACAAUUAGGUCCCGUUCAUUUAGGAACGCAAAGAGCUUGGAAUAUUUUUUUUGAUUAUGCUGCUUUUGUUUCAGGUUUUGUUUGGGCAGUGUUGUUUGGGUACAAAAGCUUGAAAGAAUCAGUUAUAAAAUUUUAUGCUGCUAAACUCAAGUCUAAAUCAAACACCAGCUCCCAAUAUACCGACAGAUUGAACAAAAUACAAUCAAAAUACGCAGACGUUCCGUUAUGGUGGUUUUUGAUAUUGUUUAUUUGUACAUUUAUAAUUUUGAUUGUUACGCUGACAACCAAUGCUUUACCAAUACCAUGGUGGACUGUAUUUGUUGCAAUGGCUAUAGGUGCUGUUAUUGUAACUCCACUAUCUUGGUUGUACGCUAUUUCAAAUUUUCAAUUAGCUGUCGGUACUUUCAAUGAAGUAAUUUACGGUUACAUGAUUGAACAUAUGAAAUACAAAGUCCCCUAUAGUGUAAUGAUUUAUUCAAGCAUCUCCGGUGAUGCUUUUUAUAGGGCACAAUAUGAGAGCCAAAGUUUAAAGAUAGGUCAUUAUAAUCAUAUUCCACCAAGGGUCACAUUCUUUUGUCAAAUAUUUGGUGAGAUUGUAGGAGUCCCUAUCAACUAUGCUGCCUUGAAAUGGGUUUUGAAAACCAAGAAAGAUUAUCUUAAUGGAACAAAAGUUGAUAAGCUACAUCAAUGGACAGGUCAAACGUUACUUUCAUAUCAUUCCAAUGUUGUUCAAUAUGUUACAUUAGGCCCUUCAAGGUUAUUUGAAAACUACAGAGUGCUACCCUACGGUUUUUUGGUUGGUUUAAUUGCUCCAAUAAUAUUUUAUUCGCUACAUAGAUUAUUUCCAAAUUCAAAGUUAAAAUUUAGAUUACGGAAUACUACAAUAUUCUUUUCAACAAUGUCAACAUUCUAUGGUAAUAUUUCGACAGGUUAUUUCUCACAGUUCGUGGGUGCAACUGUGACCAUGUUUUAUUUUUAUAGAUAUCGUCAUAAUAUUUGGAAAAAGUAUAAUUAUUUACUAGGGGCUGCAUUUGAUACCGGCUUUAAUUUAUCAAUUUUGUUGAUUUUCAUUAUAUUUUCAGCUGGUAAAACUAUAGAUAUGCCAAACUGGUGGGGUAAUAAUGAUAAAAGUGUAGAAAGAUGUUUUGCGUUGGUAGAAGCAGAUUAA